Molecule: messenger RNA, 231 nt
Organism: Fusarium pseudograminearum CS3096
Lineage: Eukaryota; Fungi; Ascomycota; Sordariomycetes; Hypocreales; Nectriaceae
Exons: 2
Coding region: 1-231 (76 amino acids)
Source: RefSeq, a predicted model, not a curated record
AUGUCUGACAACGCCGGAAACAACAAUUUCGCCAGUUCCAACUUCCAGGUGAAUGCUGCCAAGUACAGCAGCUCCAAGACUGCGGACCCUGAAACUGCCUCCAUUGCCACUGUUUCUUCUUCCACACCACUUGUCAAGAAGGAAGAAAAGAAGCAAAAGGGCGGAGCAGAAAUCGAUAUUAAAAAGCUCCAGGAGCAAGCUCUCAAGUCACAAAUCCGAUUCAGUAUGUAG